This is a messenger RNA of Hansenula ciferrii, 1596 nucleotides long. RefSeq names its product Mrx12p (gene MRX12). The coding region runs from base 1 to 1596 and encodes 531 amino acids. The transcript has a single exon. The record is from RefSeq and is a predicted model, not a curated record. NCBI's taxonomy places the organism in Eukaryota, Fungi, Ascomycota, Saccharomycetes, Phaffomycetales, Wickerhamomycetaceae.
AUGUUAAGACACAGUCAGAUGUUGAAAAGCCAUUUGAUAAGGCGUAACGGUCUGGUACUCAACAGACUAAAAUUUUCCAGAAGUCUUGGGUCCUCAGUUCGUGAAAAAUUCUUGAGUAUAAAAGAAUCAUCUAAUGGUAAAAUUCCAUCAAAUGUUUAUUCUGAAUUAUUAAACCAUGAGAAUAUUAAAAAUGGAGAAGAACUAGAAAUUGUGGAUGAAAUAAUCAAUUUUGCCAAAUCAGAUUCAAAUAUAACUUCAUCUAAUAAAAUUGAAUUACAUAACUUAAUUUUGAAAAAUUUAUUAAAAUUUGAUCAAUCAUUAUCAAUGAUUCAUCAAAGAGCCAUUAGGGAAUUAAAUGGUUCUGUUGAUAUUGAUUCAAUGGUGGAAAUCAUUAAAUAUAAUUCAGGUAGAGUAGAAUCAUCAUGGGAAAUAUUUGAAAAUUAUAUUACUAAAAUUAAUCCAAACGCUAUAAAAAAUGAAGAUUUAUUAACCAGUGUAUUAACAAAAUUAGUUUAUGGUGAUUCAAGUGAAAUUGAAGAUGGGUAUCAAAUCAAUGAGCAUAAAUUAUUGAAAAGUAUAGCUAUCUUACAAAAUUUGGAACAACAACCUAAAGACUUAAAAUUACAAUUAUUACAAAAAUGUCUUGAAAUGGAAAAAUUUGAUUUAAUAAACAUUAUUGGUAUUGAUUCAUUAGAAUUGAUCCAUGAAUUGAAUCCAAACACAUCUCAAUUUGUUAAAUUAUGGAGUAUAUGGAAUCCUGAAACUUUUGAUAAAUCUCAAAUUGAUGAAAACUUAGAUCGUAUAAAUAAAUUAGUUAUGAAAUUAAGUGAAGAACAAGCUUUCAAUUUUGAAUUAGAUAAUGAGUCCAAAACACAAUUUGAAUCCAUCUCAACUAAAUUUCCUUCAUUAUCAAUUAAGAGCUCAACAACAAAAUCUGAACCUCAAUUAACAAAUCAACUUUUCGAUCAAUUGGUUAAAAUUUUAGAAAAUUCAAAAAUAUUGACCAAUCCAGAAUCCAGAUAUACUCCAUUAAGAUUAUCAAUUUUAAAAGCAUAUGGUAUAAAUAAAUUAGAUCACAAAAAAGCACUUUAUUUAUAUCAUGAAUUUAUCUCAUUAGAUAAACAAAAUGUUGAUAAAAUCAUGUCUACAAUGGUUAUAAUUUCAUCAUACUUAUCCAUUUCUCAAAAUGAUUUAAAUCAAUUAAUUAUAGCAGAAACAUUAUUACCACAACCAAUGACUAUAAAUUCACUAAGAGCAUUAAUCUUGGGAUAUUCAUCAUUUGAUUUAUCUAAAUCAUUAGAGAUCUUCAAUAAUAAUAUUGCACAAUCAAAUAAGACCCCUAAUGAUCAAGGUGUUUCAUUAGCAGGACUUUUAACUGAAACUCUUGUUUUGGCCAAUUUAUCACAACAAGAUCGUGAAUUUGCAUAUUUGAUUCAUGAUGGUGCAAUUAUGAAUAAUAUUUUAGAAACUGAAACUAGUAAAAAUAGAAUAAAAGCUAUUUUUAAAAGAUAUGGUGAAAUUUUAGGUGAAGAGGAUGAUAUAAAAAUCAAGAAUUUACUAAAACAAGAAGUUUUGAAUGCUAUUAAGGCAUUAUAA